AUGAGUGCCCGGGCGCCCAAGGAGCUGAGGCUGGCGCUGCCGCCGUGUCUCCUGAACCGGACCUUCGCUUCGCCCAACGCCAGCGGCGGCGGCCACGCGGGUACCCGCGGCCCGGGAGCGGGCGGUGGCGGCGGCGGCACCUGCAUCACGCAGGUGGGACACCAGCUCUUUCAGUCCUUCUCCUCCACGCUGGUGCUGAUUGUCUUGGUGACCCUCAUCUUCUGCCUCAUCGUGCUGUCCCUGUCCACCUUCCACCUCCAUAAGCGCAGGAUGAAGAAGCGGAAGAUGCAGAGGGCUCAGGAGGAAUACGAGCGGGAUCACUGCGGAGGCGGCCGCGGCGGCGGGGGGCUGCCCCGGGCGGGCAGGCAGGCUCCGGCCCCUGCGAAGGAAACCCGGCUGGAGAGGCAGCCUCGGGACUCUGCCUUUAGCGCCCCCUCCGAUGCCUCGUCGUCGUCCUCCUCUUCAUCCCCUGGCCUUCCCUGCCAGGGUCCCUGUGCUCCUGCGCCUCCGCCGCCAGCCUCCAGUCCGCAGGGAGCACGCGCGGCCUCCUCCUGUUUGGACACAGCUGGCGAGGGCCUGUUGCAGACGGUGGUACUGUCCUGA
Molecule: messenger RNA, 603 nt
Organism: Otolemur garnettii (small-eared galago)
Lineage: Eukaryota; Metazoa; Chordata; Mammalia; Primates; Galagidae
Gene: CUNH11orf87
Product: chromosome unknown C11orf87 homolog
Exons: 1
Coding region: 1-603 (200 amino acids)
Source: RefSeq, a predicted model, not a curated record